GUGAGAAACUCAACGAUAAGGAAACCGACAGGCACACUCUCUUGUCCUCCUUUAAAAACUUCUUGGGGAAGACUCUCUUUCUUCUCUCCAAGGCACGCCGCCGCUGCUAAUCAAACUCUCUUCCAAAACCCUAUCCCUCUCUGUUUCUCUAUGGCACCAAAACGUGCUCCUCCCGUUGAAGAUCCACCUUCUGCUUCUAGCUCCGAAGAAGAAGAAGAAACUUCCAGUGGUGAAGAAGAAGCAUCUGAUGAUGAACAGAGCCACCCCUCUCCUCCACAGCCACAAACCAAAACCAUCCGAACCCAAAACUCAGCCCCCAAAAAACCCGAGCCCACCACUCAACAAUCUGAAUCUGAGCUCGAAUCUGAUUCUGGGUCGGAGUCAGAAUCCGAAUCUGAAUCCGAACCCGACCAGAGUGUCAAGCCUAUAACCUCUAAACCAAUGGAGGAGACCCCACCGAAGGAAGCAGCAGCGGUCAAGAAGUCCAGAUCCAAACCAGCUGUAGCCGCCACUCCGGAGAAAUCAACAGCUGUGAAGAGGGGUAACGGGGCUGAUCGCGAUUCGAAAGACUUGAAACGGGCUAAGAGCAAGGAAUCCGAGCCUGAGAAGUCCGAGGACUCCAAAAAACAGCUCUUUCAAAGGUUGUGGACUGAGGAGGAUGAGAUUGCGCUGUUGCAAGGUAUAAUUGAUUUUAUUGCAGAGAAAGGUUAUGACCCGUCAAAGGAUAUGAAUGCGUUUUAUGAUUUUAUUAAGAGGUCUUUGCAUUUUGAUGUGUCUAUGACUCAAUUGAAGGAUAAGAUUUCUAGGUUAAGGAAGAAGUUUGAGAAUCAUGUGAAAGGGAAAAAAGGAGAAAGCAAGAUUUUUAGCAAACCGCAUGAUCAGAAGGGGUUUGAUUUGUCGAAAUAUAUUUGGGGCAGUGAAGGGACUAUUAAAGCUAACGGGAAGAAAAACAAUAAUAGUAAUGAUAAUAGAAAAGGGAAUGCUAAGAAACUAGAGGCAUUGAAGGCUGAGUUGGGUAUGGAUGUGGGGGAGGAGGAGAGAAUGGAAGUUGAGAUGGAGAGAGAUUCAAGUGUCAAAAAGGUUUUGAAGUUUGAUGGAAGUGUGAGUGGUGGAAAAAUGGAUGAUUAUGUGGUGAGAAAUGGAUUGGAUUUUGCGCAUGGAAUGAAGAAGGCAGAGAUGGAGGAGAAGUGGAGGAAGUUGCAUAUGGCUGAAUUGGAGUUGUUUUUGAAGCGGAAUGAAUUGAUACGAGAGCAAGCAAAGUUAAUGCUGUCAGCUUUUAAAGCUGACAAGGAUUAGUGUGGUCGAGAAGAUACAUGUAGAGGGGUUUCAUGGUUUAAGUAAUAAGUGAUCUUGUUAGCUUUUCCUUUUUUGUUUAGGUUUCAUAAUCAGCACUAAGUUUGGAAUGUUUAGCUUCAUAGAUAAUAUUAUCCGUAGUCCUUUUGUUCUGCACAAUUCUGUUUUCAAGGCUUAACUCUCAUUUAGUAGCUAUGCUAUGUUUUAUUUCUCAUUUAGUAGAUGUUUUGUUGUUUA
This is a messenger RNA of Populus trichocarpa (black cottonwood), 1530 nucleotides long. RefSeq names its product GLABROUS1 enhancer-binding protein-like. The transcript has a single exon. Gene Ontology annotation, cellular component: nucleus. Gene Ontology annotation, biological process: regulation of DNA-templated transcription. Lineage: Eukaryota; Viridiplantae; Streptophyta; Magnoliopsida; Malpighiales; Salicaceae. The record is from RefSeq and is a predicted model, not a curated record. Bases 151 to 1296 code for a protein of 381 amino acids.